CUCACGCGACAUUAACAACUCCUAUAAGUAGACAUUUGAGUCAUUUGCUCUCCGCGGCGAGCAAGUGAAAAACUAAAUGAUUCCGUUUUGUGUUUAGAAUUUAACUCGAUUUGAUUUUGAUAUUACAAAUUUUUCCAUUCUGUGAUAACAGUGCUUACCCCCAAGUACCUCAUAUAAAAUCAGUGUAAAUAGGACCGGAAAAUGGGUCAAACAGUGACUAGAGAAGAUUUUGAGUGGAGCUACACGGAAGAGCCGCAUGCCAGUAGGCGGAAAAUGAUUUUGGAAAAGUAUCCGCAAAUCAAAAAACUAUUUGGCUACGAUCCGAAUUUCAAAUACGUUGCCGGCAGUAUGGUGCUCACACAGUUUGUGAUGCUGUUUGUGAUGAAGGGGCAAUCGUGGCCGAUUACCAUACUGGUGGCGUAUUGUUUCGGCGGCGUUAUCAACCAUUCGCUGUCCCUAGCUGUGCAUGAAAUUUCGCAUAAUUUGGCGUUUGGUCACGCCCGGCCAUUAGCAAAUCGUAUUUUUGGGUAUUUUUGCAAUCUUCCACUGGGCGUCCCAAUGUCGAUAUCGUUUAAGAAAUACCAUUUGGAACAUCAUCGCUAUCAGGGUGAUGAAGUGAUUGACACGGAUCUACCAACGCUACUGGAAGCUAAGCUAUUUUCCAAUACGUUCGGCAAAUUCUGUUGGGUCUGUUUCCAGCCGUUCUUUUACAUGCUUCGACCAUUGAUUGUGAAUCCAAAACCACCGAGUCGGCAAGAAUUCAUCAAUUUGGCCAUACAAUUGGUGUUCGAUACGAUUGUCGUGUACUUCUUCGGAUGGAGAGUGAUGUUUUACUUAAUCAUCGGUACGCUACUAGCGAUGGGAUUCCAUCCGGUGGCAGGACAUUUCAUUUCCGAACAUUAUAUGUUCGCAAAGGGAUUCGAAACGUAUUCGUACUACGGGCCGCUCAAUUUCAUUACCUUCAAUGUAGGGUAUCACAACGAGCAUCAUGAUUUCCCCGCUGUUCCGGGCAGUCGGUUACCGGAAGUAAAGCGAAUCGCUGCUGAAUUCUAUGACGAUAUGCCGCAGCAUAAUAGUUGGUGUCGUGUCAUCUACGAUUUUAUUAUGGAUCCAGCGGUGGGACCGUACGCUCGUAUUAAGCGAAAGCAGAAAGGACUUAAGUCGUAGAAUUUGUGUGGAUACCAAAAGUAGUGUUAUUUUGUUACUCAUUUAAAAUUACUCUAAGUCGCACGGAUUUUCUAUAUUUUUUUGGUCUAAAAUGGACGGGAAAAAGAUUAAAAAAAAAUUCCGAGUCGAUUGUUGAUUCGUUCGAUAAGCGGAAUUGUAAAUAAUAUCCAAACGGGUAUCUUAUACAAAUUCACAUUAAUUUCUAUAAUUCGUCUGAUUGCCCUAGAAUGAGCUCGAUAUUUUUCGUUAUGUAAUCCCUGUAUUGUUUCUGCUGAUAAGAUAAAUUCCAUUUUUUUGUUUGUGUAUUUCCGACAUAGUCACAAGCAUUUUUUCUUUCUUUCGUUCGUGUUUAUCGGUGUAUGCAUAUACUACAUCAUAAUACCUGUCAAUGUUAUCGCGUAUGCAGUAUGUACCAUAUGUACCAUAUACCUCUACUUACGUGACCAACUACAAUAUAUCUACUAUAUGUGGCCGAUAGUGCUAAUUUAGUAGAUCGGAUAAGACAUUUAUUACCAAAACAAAGUCGAAAAUGAAAAAGUCAAUAAAACCAACAAAACAAAAUAUUGAUUCGGAGGCAAUAGUAGCGCGAUGCGACGUUAA
Molecule: messenger RNA, 1767 nt
Organism: Bradysia coprophila
Lineage: Eukaryota; Metazoa; Arthropoda; Insecta; Diptera; Sciaridae
Gene: ifc
Product: delta4-sphingolipid-FADS-like protein ifc
Biological process (GO): ceramide biosynthetic process
Cellular component (GO): membrane
Molecular function (GO): sphingolipid delta-4 desaturase activity
Source: RefSeq, a predicted model, not a curated record